Messenger RNA from Lutra lutra (Eurasian river otter), 2039 nucleotides. RefSeq names its product DDB1 and CUL4 associated factor 17 (gene DCAF17). The transcript is spliced from 14 exons. Gene Ontology annotation, biological process: protein ubiquitination. Lineage: Eukaryota; Metazoa; Chordata; Mammalia; Carnivora; Mustelidae. Bases 333 to 1901 code for a protein of 522 amino acids. The record is from RefSeq and is a predicted model, not a curated record. Gene Ontology annotation, cellular component: Cul4-RING E3 ubiquitin ligase complex.
GGGAACUACACUUCUUGUUAAGGGAACGGCUCCGGCAGGCCGCGCGUUACGGGGGCGUCACACUGCCCGCACCAGGGUCCAAAGCUGCAGAGUGUUUGAGGGGCAGGCCGGAAGGGGGUGUCUUUUCCUUCACUCUGCGCUCAGGCGGUGCGGAUCUGUGUUAUUUCGCCCCACUGCCGUGCGCUCCUGGCCCGGCUCCCGGUGUCAGCUUUUCCUGGGCCCCUCAAGGAGUUGGGGCCUGGAGGUUCGGAGUUAACGGCCGCUGCCUGGCGCGGGAGCGAGGGGCGCUCCCCUCUUCAGCCCAUCCAACCCCGCGCCUGGUCCUUGCCUCCAUGGGCCCAACUCAGAAACCCAACGUGUGCCGCCAGCUGAGUCGCCGGGCGCUGGGCUUCUUCUCGCGGGACGCAGGCGUGGUGCAGAGGACGAACCUGGGCAUCCUGAGGGUGCUGGUGUGCCAGGAAAGUACUAAAUUUAAGAAUGUGUGGACAACUCAUUCCAAGUCACCUAUAGCCUAUGAGAGAGGAAGAAUAUAUUUUGACAAUUAUCGGUGCUGUGUCAGCAGUGUUGCCUCAGAGCCAAGAAAACUUUAUGAAAUGCCAAAAUGUUCCAAAUCAGAAAAAAUAGAGGAUGCAUUAUUAUGGGAAUGCCCGGUGGGGGAAAUACUUCCCAAUUCAUCAGAUUAUAAAUCUUCACUCAUAGCACUGACUGCUCAUAAUUGGCUAUUUCGCAUAUCAGCAACUACUGGAAAAGUCCUUGAGAAAAUAUAUCUUGCUUCAUAUUGCAAAUUCAGAUACCUGAGCUGGGACACUCCUCAAGAAGUCAUUGCAGUCAAGUCAGCUCAAAACAAGGGCUCAGUAUUGGCCCGGCAGGCAGGCAUUCAACAGCCUGUUUUGCUGUACCUUGCAGUGUUCCAUGUUUUACCUUUUUCACUCAUAGGGAUUCUGGAGAUCAACAAGAAGAUUUUCGGGAACGUUACAGAUGCUACCUUGUCUCAUGGAAUACUGAUUGUGAUGUACAGCUCAGGACUGGUCAGACUCUAUAGCUUCCAAGCCAUCACUGAACAGUUCAUGCAACAGAAACUUGACUUAGGGUGUGCAUGCAGAUGGGGUGGGACUGCUGGAACUGUAGGAGAGGCUCCUUUUGGCAUUCCUUGUAAUAUUAAAAUCACAGACACACCACCACUGCUCUUUGAGGUGUCCUCCCUGGAGAAUGCUUUUCAAAUUGGAGGCCAUCCUUGGCACUACAUCAUCACGCCUAAUAAGAAGAAACAGAAAGGGGUUUUCCAUAUUUGUGCCCUGAAAGAUAACUCCUUGGCAAAAAAUGGGAUCCAAGAAAUGGAAUGUUGUUCUCUAGAAUCUGACUGGAUCUAUUUUCAUCCUGAUGCUUCUGGUAGAAUAAUACAUGUCGGCCCAAAUCAGGUCAAAGUUCUAAAGCUAAAUGAAGUAGAAAAUAAUAGUGCCCAGCAUCAGAUCUCUGAAGAUUUUGUCAUUUUGGCCAACAGGGAGAAGAACAAAAAUGAAAACUUACCCACUGUUACAGCCUCUGGACGGGUGGUGAAAAAAAAUUUUAACCUUUUGGAUGAUGACCCAGAACAAGAGACUUUUAAAAUCGUGGACUAUGAAGAUGAGCUGGAUUUGCUUUCCGUGGUAGCUGUUACCCAAAUAGAUGCUGAAGGAAAAGCUCACCUGGAUUUCCACUGUAAUGAAUAUGGGACUUUACUUAAAAGCAUUCCACUAGUGGAGUCAUGGGAUGUGACGUACAGCCAUGAAGUCUACUUUGACAGAGACUUGGUACUACACAUAGAACAGAAACCAAGCAGGGUCUUCAGCUGCUAUGUUUACCAGAUGGUAUGUGACCCUGGUGAAGAAGAAACAACAAACAGAAGUUGUGAAAAAGAGUGAGAUAAUUUUAAAUUUUGAGGUGUAACUUAUGAGAACUUUAGCCACAUAACCCCAGCAGCUAUGUUCAGUCCUCCUUUUUGUUAUCUGUAUAGCAAGUUCUCUAGUGUUUUCUAGAAAAGGUCUUGUAUUGUCUUCAGA